Molecule: messenger RNA, 813 nt
Organism: Fulvia fulva
Lineage: Eukaryota; Fungi; Ascomycota; Dothideomycetes; Mycosphaerellales; Mycosphaerellaceae
Exons: 1
Coding region: 1-813 (270 amino acids)
Source: RefSeq, a predicted model, not a curated record
AUGUCAGGCACCACAGAUCCUGCCAUUGGCUCAACACACUACGCAGAUGAUGCCUUCAAGGGCAGGAAAUCUCCCAAGCGAAGAGACUCCGAGAGGAAAGACUCGGCUCAGGACGACUACGGGCGCCGCAACUACAGCCUGAGCAGGAUCCCAUCAUCACGAGGCUCUUCAGCAUCUCGCAACGACUCACCUGAACGACGUCCACGCAGGCGCUCUGAUGCUGAUCGCCGUGGCCGGUAUUCUCGCGACUGGUCGCGAUCGCCAUCACCUCGUCGCUAUGAGGAUGAGCAAGACGACCCAGAGAAACCAUGGUUCAAGAAGAAGACCCUAUGGGCCACAGUUGCCAGUAUCGCCAGUGUAGCCAGUGUCGCAGCUGUCAGCAUGUCCACACAAGCGACCAGAGAAUCCGCAAAAGCGACUAGGACAUCUGCAGAAGCAACCAAGAAGUCUGCCUUGGCCACUCAGAAUGCCGCCCUAGCCUCACACAGGAGUGCCGACGCCUCCAACAGAAUCGCCAAUGGCAAUGACCUCUCGACCAGGGCAGUCGUGAACACCGCCGUCGCGGCAGGCCAUCAAGACCAUCGAGGCCGAUACCUUGGCCCUCCUCCACGGGAAGGUGCCCGAACUCCACGAGCUCGCCGCCUAUCCUGGGAUCGCAUCGCCAACGGAAAAGAGCCAGGACAGCGUCGCCGUUCUCGAGAUCGCCGCAGUCAUCACAGUCGUUCAUCGGCUGGUCACAGCCACCGGAGCCACAGGCCACAUGUCCCUGCCGGCCUACUCGAAUAUCAUCCUGUCGCCAAGGUACCCACCUAA